Molecule: messenger RNA, 2582 nt
Organism: Nothobranchius furzeri (turquoise killifish)
Lineage: Eukaryota; Metazoa; Chordata; Actinopteri; Cyprinodontiformes; Nothobranchiidae
Product: complement factor B
Biological process (GO): complement activation; response to bacterium; proteolysis
Cellular component (GO): extracellular exosome; classical-complement-pathway C3/C5 convertase complex; extracellular region
Molecular function (GO): serine-type endopeptidase activity
Source: RefSeq, a predicted model, not a curated record
CUCGUCUCUGGACAACACCGUCCCUCUCUGAUUUAAAUCUUCUGCUCUCACAGUUUCCUUCUGGGAUUAACAAAGUAUCUUUGAAUUUUAUCUCAUUUUCAAGCUGUUUUAUCUUUUAGGUUAAACAUGAGAAUCUCUGGGGACUGGUUUGUGGCUCUCUUAUGUCUUCUUGGUCUGGGGGUUGAGGUUCUGUGUGACUGCACAGUGCAGAACAUGCAAAUAAACGGUGGUACUUAUAAACUGACCAAGAACCUGAUGAAAGGCAGCAUGCUGGUCUACAGCUGUCCUGAAGGACAUUACCCAUAUCCCACUUUGACCCGCGUAUGUCAGCCUAAUGGAUUCUGGAGACCUGCACCCAAAAGAUUUUUAGAGCAGACGUGCAAACCCAUUGAAUGCCCAGACCCAUAUGCACUGGAGAAUGGAAACAUCUUCCCUCCUCAGGAGAGGUUCUAUGUGGGCAAUCAGACCACAUAUAAGUGUUUCACAGGAUUUAUGAUGCGGGGUUCAUCCAGCCGGAUCUGCUUACCAAACGGGAAAUGGAGCGGCUUGACUCCCAUCUGCAGCCGUGACUUUGAAAGCGUCUGCUCCGAUCCUGGUAUUCCACCUGGUGCCUCAAGAAUAGGAAAUUGGUUUGGGAAUAAUAGCAGAGUCAAAUAUACCUGCAAUGAAAACAUGUUCCUGGUGGGCUCCAGUGAAAGAGUUUGUCAAGAGAACGGCUGGUGGACGGGUCAGGAACCAGCGUGCUACUUCAAAUACACUUAUGAUACGCCACUGGAUGUAGCCCAAGCUUUUGGAAAACAAAUAGUAAACACCAUCUCUGUGACGGAGUCGCUGGAUGAACCACAAGAUGGAAGGAAGAUUAUCAUCUCCAGAAAUUGGGCACUCAACAUCUACAUUGCUGUGGACAUUUCUGAGAGCAUGGGCAAUGAAAGCAUUGUAAAUGCACGACAUGCUGUCAAAACACUCAUCAAAAAGAUGGCCAGAUUCGGUGUUUCAUCAAACUAUGAGAUUGUCCUUUUCUCCUCCCAAGUUUAUGAAGUUGCCAAUAUUCAAGAUUUUUAUGAUGGGAGAGAGGAUCUAAGAAAGAUCAUACAUGAUUGGGAAACAUUUGAAACAAGUGGCAAAACCUUUAACACAAACUUAAAUCUGGUUUUCCAAACUUUUGAGGAACGAAUGUCGUUUCUAAAGCAGCAAGCUGGAAUUGAGGGUUUUAAAAAACAUCGUCAUGUCCUGAUCCUGUUUUCAGACGGUGCUUUUAACGUGGGCAGUCUUCCCUUACCAGCUAUAGCGAGAAUAAAAGACAUGGUUUACAUGAGCGAUGAAUUCAGAGAGGAAUAUCUCGACAUUUUUGUUUUCGGUGUCGGGGAUGACAUCUUCGACGAUGACCUGCAGCGCCUCACUGUAGGAACAGGCGGCCAGCAUUACUUCCGGAUGAAAAACCUCUCUGGGUUAGAAGAGGCCUUUGAUCGCUUCAUUGAUGAAAAUGAAGUCGGAGAGUUGUGUGGUCUUUACCAAGAAUCUGACGCCACUCAGGACAAAGCCAGCAGCCUGAGAAGAUAUCCAUGGGUAGCAUUUGUGUUAAAAAAGACUCUUCCCAAGGGAAUGAGAUGCCUCGGCUCUCUGGUGUCACCUGACUUUGUGUUGACUGGUGCUGCCUGCCUCUUUUCUCUGGAACCCAAAGAUGUGGUUGUUGAAAUUGAUGACGGAUCACAUAGCAGAGAGAAAAAAGUACGAAAAUUCACGAUACACCCGAACUUUAAUCCGAGAGCAAAAGAGAGAGAAGGAGUUCCUCAAUUUUAUGACUAUGAUGUGGCUCUCAUCCGACUGGAGGAAUCUGUUCAAAUCUCAGCUUCCACGAGACCCAUUUGCAUACCUUGUACCCAAGGAACAAGCGAUGCUCUGAAGCUGGUUGGUAAAUCAACAUGCAAGCAACAAGAGGAGCUUUUGUUAAACAAACAUCUCGAAAGACUCAGUUUUCUGACCAAACAUCCGCCCUUAGUAGCUGAAAAAAUUGCCUUUGCCAAGCUUGGAGAGUGUAGAGACUCGUGCAUCCAAAAGGUGCUGAAUAUGUCACAGAUAACAGUUAAAGAUCCAAAGGUGGCUGUGACUGAUAACUUCCUGUGCACCGGUGGUUGGAAUAAACACAGAGAUCACAUUACUUGCGCAGGUGAUGGUGGAGGCGCUGUGUUCAAGACCUAUCAGCAUCGCACCAUACAGAUUGGAGUGGUCAGCUGGGGGACGCACAAUCUGUGCCACUAUCCACAUAGUCUGGUUGAGUCCAGUGCUGAGUCCAGAGAUUUUCACAUUAAUCUGUUUAAAAUGGUUCCUUUCCUUAAGUCUAUCCUUGGAGAUGACACUCAAGAGUACCUAUCACUUCAAUUUCUGGAAGAAUAAAAUAUUUUGUUCUGCGACAGCAUCCCCCUCUCUCUGUUAAAAACUAGUUUUCUGUCUGAAACUCAGAUCAUUUGUCUUAACUUUGUUUCUCUGUAUUUAGUAAAUGAAAACAGGUGUUAAAAAGUGUCAGAGUUGAACAAAAUGCAGAACCAUGUAAUAAAAGCUGUCAUGCGAUCAUUUUACUGAAU